GAUUCGUUUUAAGAUAUUAUUUUAAAAUAUUUUUCAUACAUAUUCAUACUUAUGUUUUGUUUCAAUGAUUCUAAAGAUGAUAAAGAUAACUUUUCAGUGAUAUAUUCAGACUUUAAAUAUCAAUAAGCAUUAUGGAAACAUUAUUACCGUCGGAAAUAGCUCGAUUAGUUCUCGGAUACCUUGAAAAUGAAAAAUGUAUAGAAGCUGCUAAAAUAUUUUUAGAAACUUGUCCACAUUUACAAGAAUGUCGUACUGUAAUUUCAAAUGGAAGACGAUUUAGUACAAAAGUUAAUGGAAUGACUUUGAUAAAUAUUAUUGAAAAAUUUUUUACUAUUAAUUCAACAGUUCAUGAAUAUUUAAGCAAAAUUGUUGAUUAUGAGCAUUUAAAGCAAUAUGGAGAUUUACUUAAUGAGUUGAAAUUACUUACUGGUGAAAAUUAUGGACAUUUUAAUAUCAAUGUUCUUUCAGAGGCUAAUUCUCAAAUAUGUAAUGGGUCUCCAAUAAUAUCUAGUAGCACUCGUAAAAGACAUCACAAUAAUAGUGAUCGUGAACGAUGUAAACGUACGAAAGUAACAUUAAAUGUAUCACAGCCUGAUUCACCCUCUACUCAAGUAUCUAAUUUUGAUAGUGUAGAAGCAACUCCAUUGGAAAGUUUACCAGGUCAUAUAGAUAUAUUUGAACAUUCCAAAUCUAACAUUAAUAUUAAAGAAAAGAAACAUAGUAAUUCUUUGCAACAUCAAGGCAGUGAUAAAAAUAUUCAAAGCAUAGAAGAUGUUACAAAUAAUAUACAUACAGAAAGCAAUACAAAAAACUUCUGCAUGCUUGAUAAAUGUACUGCAGCAACAAGUACAGAAGAAUUAAUGACUUACUCGUGUGUAGAAGUUCAGACUACUCCAUAUGAUACACCAGAAUCCGAAUCAGAGAGUAAUGAUGAACCAAUAGAAAAUUUAAGUCUGUUAACAAAAGAGCUUUUGAAUCGUACAGAAUUACAAGAGAGAAUUGCUGAGAAUAUUAACAAAGCAAUACUUCCAACAGAUACAUCAUUAAAAGAUGAAAGUUUAAAUGAUUCCAUGAAUGGUGAAGCAAAUACUUCUAUUAUGAUAGAAUUGAAUAAUGCAAUUAAAUCAAUAGUAGAAGCAACAGAGUCUGAUCCUGUAUUUGAAAAGUUUCUCGAAGAAAUUAUUGGACCACAUAUAGAAACUGAUACAAGUCCUGAUGAAGAUACCGAAAUUAAAUCAAAAACAAAAAUUUUUAAUGAAUUACAAGAAAAACAAAAUGAAGUGAUUUCAAAUAACAAUAAUUCAUUAGAAUCUAUAAUAUUAGAUGCUAAGUCAUCCACUGAAUUAAAUGCAGCAGAUAUUCCAUUAAAACACAGACUUCGUAGUUCUUUUAAACAACAAAAUGCUCGAAACGAAGAUGAACAAUGUGAUCAGGAAAAAGAAUAUGAUAUGUUGGAAGAUCAAAAUGCUGCUGCAAUAUCAAGUAUAAUAAAUGCAAAUAUUAUUAACAAAAAAUCAAUAAACGAUAAGAAAAUUAUGAAUACAACAAAAGAAAUUGUAUGUUCGCUAGAUAAUAAUAGUGAAAAAGAAUUGCCAAUAUUUGAAAUCCCACUUGAUAAAGAUACAGAAAAAAUUGAAAAAUUAAUAACUAAUGAUAUUCAAAAAGAUGAUACUGUUGAUCAUGUUGUUAUUCAAAAUAAUGAUAUGGAAUCAAAGAUGAAAAAGUCAUCAGUAAAGCGAUUGCGACUUACAAAGCUUAAACAACAAAAAUCGGAAAGUAACAUAAACAAUUAUACAGCUGAACAAGAUGUAAUGAUAAUGCCAACGUUAAUAAUGUGUUCUAAAGAAGAAAUAAGUAAUAUAUUGUCGACAAAUUCUUAUCCACCUACUCGUCCUACAACAAAUUCUAAUACAAAUUCACGAUUCAUUCCUAUUAUUCCCAAAGAACCCAUGACUAAUAAAAUGGGUAAAGAUUUCGUAGAAACAUUGUAUUUAAGAGCCGUAAAUGUCGCUCAAAGAGUAACAUCACCACACACGCACACAUUUUUUAAUACAUCAAAUGAUUUAAAAAAUUUAAUUUCUUGUACGAUAACAAUGACAACUACAACAACGACGAUGACGACAACGAUGACAACAACAACGACGACGACAACAACAACGACAACGACAACGACCACAACAAAGGUGACAAUGACAUCGACAACAACAACAAUGACAACAUCGAUGCAAAUAUGUCAAAAAGAAGAUAAUAACAAAAUAAAUAGCAGUAAAGAAAUAACUCGAUCCAUAGAUAAUAUUAAUAAUUCUGUAAAUAAUUCAAUUAUAAGUCCUAUAUUAUUAAAUAAUGCCAAACCAAUUGCUGGAGAAUUAAUAACAUUAUAUGGUAAUGAAACUAGUACAAAAACAUUACUAGAUAGUUCAAAUAUGCCUACAAUUAAUGUAGAAGAUAAUGUUAGUUUAUCAGGUUCUGGAUUAUCUCCGUACAUUAAAUUCAAUUGUAAUAAGAGUAAUCAAAAUCAAAAUUUAUCAGAUAUUGAUCUAACACCUAUCAUUCAAAAUUCAAAAGUUGUGGUUCCUUUAAAGACGAAUAAUAUUGUUAAUGAUCGACAUCUUUCAGCUUCCAAAAGUAUUGAUUGCGAUAUCAUUAAUAAACGCACUCCAAAAUCAUUAUUAAGAAGUAGAUCGAAAAAUUAUAGAUUAAGUUUAUCAACACCUAGAAGGAGGAAUAGUCAUAUAAGAGCUCUCGAUUUUAAUACGCCUAUAAAGACAACAAACAUAUCCGAUAAAAUAAUCAAUGAAAAUAAUAAUGCACAUUUUUCAUCAGAAUCCACAAAAAUCGUUACAUCUGUAUGUAGAAAUUCUCUUUUUAAAUCUCCGCCACUUACUAAUACCGCUAUAUCUACGCAUAAAAUUAAAACUCCGUUAAAACUUUGUCGGCCUUGCAAAUUUCCAAUAACAUCAAAAAGCCCAAUACCAAAACUUAUGGGUGAUUGGGAAAAGUAUAACGGACUUGGAAUAAUUAUAGACGAUGUUUCUUCACAUUCAAGCAUCAAUGUUUCUUCUGAAAACAAAGUUAUAAAAACUCAAUCUAAAUCGUUGAAACUUACAAAAGAUACAUGGGACGCAGAUUUGCGAAAAGCUUUACACAUUGCCGCUGAUGAAGAUAAUCAAAAAACGAAAAUAUCUACUACCGACAAGAAAACAAAUCGUUCAAAAAUUGCUAAAUCAAAUGUUGUUAUCUCAUCAACGAAGAAGAAUAAAUGCAACUUACGUACAUCGAAAAAUAAAAAUACUGUACCAGAAGAAAAUAAAAAGAAUGUGCAAAAUGUAAAAAAUAAAUGUAUUGUAGAAAAAUGGAAUGCGACAGAAUCCACAAUCACGAAAAGCAUAGAUUGUAAUGAAUCUAAAACGGAUAAGGAUUUCUUAACUACUCAUAUUAAUCACAAUUUAACAGUAAAUAAUUUUUCUAAUAUAAAAAAAGACGAUGUUAAUGUACAAAUUUGUACAAUAAAUAAAGAUAAAGCGAUUAUUGAACAAAAGAAUAUCGAUCAUCAAUUGUCUCUAGCAAAGAAUAAUUAUUCAUACGAUAAUGCAACAACAAAUGAUAAUUUAUUAUUUGAAAAAAAAAAUGUAAAAAAAUAUGCUCAAUUAAAAACGUUACAAACUAAUUUGAAUAAAUGUAGCCGAAGUGCUAAAAAAUCACAUUUAGAAAAAGAUACAAUUUCCAUGGAUACUACAGAACGUUCAGAAUUUACAAGGACUUCUGUAGAUAUCACACAACAAUUAUUACAAGUACCUAAUUUGAUCGAUCACGAAACACCGAGAAAAUUAAAUAAUUCUUCUGGUGUUCCACCGACACCAAGAUUGCUCAGUCCAAGUAGCAAUACAACACCGUUUAUCAAAUCUAGCGAAGAUACUGGUAAGAUGUGUAGUUUCAUAAAUACACCAGAAUUUCCAACAACACCUUGUAUUGCAUUAACUCCAAAAAUUUCUGAUGAAACAACUACAGACAAUAUAAAAAAAGAAACAUUUAAUUCUUGUUCUCCAUAUUAUAAACCUACCUCUGAGCUAGAUGAGCGUGAAAAAUUUAGUAAUAGUAUACAAAAACCAAUCGUAGGAUCAUCACAAUGCACAAAACAGUGCAUACCACAUAACAUUAUCAGUUCUACAAAUACAUAUCAAACUUGUGUAUCUGCAAAAUUAGAAAUAACACAAUUUGAAGUGAUUAAAGAGAAUUUGCCAAAAGAAGAAGCAAUAAAAGAACUUAAAAUAUCAGCUAAUUCACGGGAUUCCACCUAUUAUACGAAAUCUGAUUCAGUUGAAGAUAAUGUCAAUAAAGAUAAUAUAAAUAAAAAUAUACAUGAAAAAAAGGGAAAUAUUGAUAAUGAAAAAUAUUUAUCGAAUAGCGAAAACUCGAAUGAUAGCAAUGCAUCCACAUCUUCCUCUUCUUCAUCAUCCUCUACAUCAUCAUCAUCAUCAUCGUCAUCGCCAUCAUCAUCGUCAUCUUCAUCAUCGUCAUCUUCGUCGUCAUCAUCUUCAUCUUCAUCAUCACCAUCGGUGUUUUCACCAUCAUCUACUUUGACUAAUUUAAAAACAACAAAAUCGGUGGAAAAAUCUCCUAAUAAGAAAUGUAAAAAAAUUUCAAAUCAGAAUUGUAUUAAUACAAAUUACGACUCAACACGAAAAAUUACACACGUUACAGAAACAAUUAGUGAAAAAAUGGCAUGUUCAACUAUUUCAGAAAAUAAUUCUCUACAGUUACAAAUUAAUCCAAGCGAUAUGUUACAUGCGGAAGAAACAAUUAUUGCUUUAAGAAAAUGUGAAUCUUCACCUUCAAAAGUAUUUUCAAUAUUAAAAAAUGAAAAAGAUUAUAAAUCUAAUAUGAAAGAAACACCUGCCAAAAACGAGACUUUAUUGAAUGAAAUAGAUAUUUCUGAAACUCCUAAUAGUUCAAAGACUGGCAUAGAGAAUUUGACUAAUUUAUCUUCCAAAAUUUCCGCAUUAAUAACUUCAGGAGAUCGACAAAUAUUAAAAUCAAAUCAAAAUUUAUGCAUAGAAAAUUCUACAACCAAAAAAUUAAAACAAAAACCUAAUAUAGUAGAUAUACAACAUUUAAGAUCUUCUUUGGUUAGUUUUAAACCAACUAAAUCAAUAAAACAUUCUUCAAUGUUACAGAAAAGGCAAAAAUCUCUUACUAUAAAUGAGAAAUUAGUUGUACAAUUAGAAGCCAAACGUCAACGUAUGAUAGCAAAAUUUCGUGAAAUUCCUAAAACCAAUCUUAGCAAAGAAAAAACUCAACAAGGAAGAAUCAUUUUUAAAGGUAAAAAUAAUACUAGUUUCAAAAAGAAAAGUAAUCAGUAUAAAUAUAUUCAGAAAAAUGAGAAUAAAUUUAAUGAAAAGAAAAAAAAGAAGAAAAAGAAAAAGAAAAUGGAAGAAUCACAUAAUAUUAAUAAUGAUAAUAUUAAUACUAAUAACAAUAAUAAUAAUAAUAAAUAUAGCAAUAGUAAUGAUUACGAUCUUGGUAUCAACAAUAAUAAUAUUAAUAAUGGCAAAGCUAAUAAUGAUAUUAUUAAUGAUAAUAAUGAUAAAAACGCUAAAUUAAAGCAUUUUUCCACUAAUAAUAAUUCAAAAAAUGAAAUCUAUAAUUCGGAAAAUUCAAAACAAAAAGAUAUCGAUUACAAUGUACAAAAUAAUGAAUUGAUAUUUGAAAUUACAAACCAUGUACCUACAGAAAUAAAAAAUGAUCCAAAGAAUAACAAAAUAGCAGUUGAGAAUAAUAAGAUACAGAAUCAAAUAAAUAACAAUAAAGUUAUUGAGAAAGAAACUAAAGAAACUAUAAAAUUGGAUGCAACAAAAAAUCUAGAAGCGAAACACAUUCAAGAUAGAAUUAGCACGGAAGUUGAAAAAUGUGAGAAUAAAAAAUAUGAUACAUUGAAUGAAAAUAAAUUCAAUGAUAUAAAAAAUGAACAUAGUUCUAACGAAGAAGAUACACGCGAACUAAAAGGAUAUCUAAAAAACGUAAAAGAUAAUGAUAAACAAAAAAUAAUUUUAUUGAAGUCUAAAGUUGAUCAAAUAAAACGAGAUUUAUUUAGUGAUGAAGAAGAGGUGUUAAAAAAAGAAGAAACAAACUUUUCAGCCAAUCAGAAAAACAAUAUUCCUACUGAAGUACUUGAUACUGUUAAAAAUACAGAUAUAGAAAAUAACGAUUCUGAAAAUCCGAAGAGUUUAUCAUGUGUACUUCAAUGUUUGCAGCUCGUUCCUACAUAUAAACAUGAUUGUAAGAUAGAAUCUCAAUGUACGAAAUACAAUCGUAAAAUGGAUCUUAAUGUAACUAUUCCUAAUUCGGUAGAAUAUCAUUUUCUACAUGACGAAAUAACAUCUUUCAAAAAAAGAAGGCGAAGAUACAGUAAUCAUGAGUUGGAACUUCAAAUUAAUAUUGUUUUAAAUGAUCAAAAUUAUGAUGAAAAUGUUAAAGUAAUGACAGCUACUGAUUAUGAAGAAAUAUUUAAUUUACCGCCUAAAUCUAAGAAAAGAUUGGGAAAUCGAAAAUCACCAAUUAAACAUGAAAAUAGUUGCGAAACAUCGAAUAAAAUUUCUAUCGAUACUUUAACAAUGAAAAAUGUGCAUGCAAAACCUUUAGCAACUUCAUCUCCAUUGGAAAAACCAUUUACAUCUACAAUAAAAAAAAGUACUAUCAAAACUGCUACUAUGAAUGAAAAAAAUAUUGAAGUACAACAUAAUAAUAAAAAACGAUUAAAAAUAGAUAAAAUUCGAGAAGAUAAUAAAGGCAACAUUAUUGCAAAAAUUUCAAAAAGAAAAAUAUCAGAAUUAAAAGAAAGUAAACAGACUGAAAAACGACAAUGUACGACAGAUCCACAAACAUUAUUAAACAAUUUAGAUUUGGAUAAGUUUUUAACUUCUGUUCAUGGACCAGCAUGAGCAUUAAUUUAGUUUUUCAACAUUGUACAGAACAUAAAACAUAUAUAAACGCGUGCGCGCGUUAUAAUAUAAAAA
Messenger RNA from Apis laboriosa (Himalayan honeybee), 7013 nucleotides. RefSeq names its product MATH and LRR domain-containing protein PFE0570w-like. The transcript is spliced from 9 exons. The record is from RefSeq and is a predicted model, not a curated record. The coding region runs from base 132 to 6938 and encodes 2268 amino acids. NCBI's taxonomy places the organism in Eukaryota, Metazoa, Arthropoda, Insecta, Hymenoptera, Apidae.